This is a messenger RNA of Papilio machaon (common yellow swallowtail), 1831 nucleotides long. It is a transcript of the gene rngo, whose product is annotated as protein DDI1 homolog 2. Bases 357 to 1709 code for a protein of 450 amino acids. The record is from RefSeq and is a predicted model, not a curated record. NCBI's taxonomy places the organism in Eukaryota, Metazoa, Arthropoda, Insecta, Lepidoptera, Papilionidae. The transcript has a single exon. Gene Ontology annotation, biological process: proteolysis. Gene Ontology annotation, molecular function: protein binding; aspartic-type endopeptidase activity.
AUAUUACAUUAUGAAGAAAGCGGUUAUUUAUACACGUAGGAUAGCAAGCAAAUUUCUACUAAUUGAUAAUCGAAAGUAAUAAUGACCUAUAUGAAAGUUCAAGCACCAACGUAACAAAAAAGUCUAGAAAAUAGCGAAAAAAAAUUAUAAAAACAUCUACUGUAGUGAAGUUGGCUACUUGUGCUGUGAUUGUGAACUUACUCAGCGGUUAUUGUUAUUUGUGAUCGCGUUAUCACUGACAAGUAAUGAUAUCAAACGUUUUGUAAAAUGUUUUAUCCAGUCAUUGCUUAAUAUAAAUUUCACAAAGAGUGUAGUGUCCAUUUGUAAAAAAAAAGUGCUAACAACAAAAUUUCACUAUGAAAGUUACCGUUACUACUGUAAACGAUGACAUUUUCGUCAUCGAUGUCGCCGAAGAUUUGGAAUUGGAGAAUUUUAAAGCCUUAUGUGAAAUCGAAUCUGGAGUUCAGGCCAAAGAUAUUAUAAUAAACCACAACGGUAAACCACUGAUAGGAGACAAGAAAUCUUUAAAAGAUCAUGGAGUAAGUGAUGGAGAUGUAAUUGUGUUACUUAAUUUACCUCGGUCCCCUUCCAGCAUGACGGUUAAUGAUAACCAGGGCUUGGCAAACCUGGACUUCAGUAGUAUACAGGUUCCUCUCGGUACCGCGAGUACUUCGAUGGGUACCGGCAGUGUCCCCGCUGAAGAAGACCCUCGACUCAUCAGGGAAAUGUUCCUUGCAAAUCCUGAUCAAUUAGCACUGCUCAAGCAAAACAAUCCUCGUCUCGCAGAUGCAUUACUAAGUGGAAACCUUGACACAUUUGCUUCUAUUCUUCAAGAACAAAUAAAGGCAAGAUCACAGCGUCAACAGCAACGGAUAAGAAUGAUGAAUUCAGAUCCAUUUGAUACGGAAGCACAAAGAAUGAUAGCAGAAGAAAUCAGACAGAAGAAUAUUGAAGCCAAUAUGGAAGCGGCUAUAGAGUAUAAUCCAGAGAUUUUCGGUACCGUUGUCAUGUUAUAUAUUAAUUGCCAUGUAAAUGGGUUUCCCGUGAAAGCGUUCAUUGAUUCAGGUGCUCAGACAACCAUUAUGUCUGCGGCUUGUGCGGAAAGAUGUAAUAUUAUGAGACUGGUGGAUACAAGAUGGGCUGGAAUAGCUAAGGGUGUUGGUGUACAACGUAUAAUUGGCAGGAUACAUAUGGUUCAAAUGAGAAUAGAGAAAGAUUUUCUAACAACAUCUUUCUCAGUGUUAGAAGAACAACCGAUGGACAUGCUUCUCGGUUUAGAUAUGUUAAAAAGACAUCAAUGUAUUAUUGACUUGAAAAGAAAUGUUCUACACAUUGGUACUACUGGUACGGAGACUCCAUUUCUACCAGAAUCAGAGUUACCAGACUGUGCUAGAUUAUCUGGUAAUUCUGAUGACGAAAUGGUUAAUCAAUCAUUACAAGAAGGUAAAGACCAAAGUAUUAUGAAGCAAGCAAUAGGGACCAAUCAACCAUCAAGUCAAAGCUCUUCUACAGGGCAACCUAACUUAAGGAUUGGUCUCGGAAACCCAAGUUUGACUAUCUUACCAACAGACCCAUUUAGUGAAACUGAAGUUGAGGAAAUUAUUGGUCUAGGAUUCACAAGAGAACAGGCUAUAGUUGAACUAAGGAGAUUCAAUGGUGAUAAAACUCAAGCUACUGUAGCUCUAUUUGCUAAAUCAUUAAAAUUUUAAAUGUAAUAUGUAUGUACUUGUGUGAAUACUUAGUGUGAAGUAUACUGGUGGAUGGUGGACUCAUUUUUAAGAAUAAAAUUAUUUAUAUUUUAAAAUGUGUGUCAUGAUUCCGAGGACAUAUC